This is a messenger RNA of Xyrichtys novacula (pearly razorfish), 6434 nucleotides long. NCBI's taxonomy places the organism in Eukaryota, Metazoa, Chordata, Actinopteri, Labriformes, Labridae. The record is from the annotation of a GenBank genome assembly.
AUGGCGACCAUCAUUUCCGUCUUCCAGAAGUAUUCGGGGCGAGAAGGCGACAAGCACAAGCUGAAGAAGAGCGAGCUGAAGGAUCUGCUCCACGACGAGCUGCCGGAGCUGAUGGGGGUGAGAAACAGAAACGCGUAAAGAGGUUAAAGGACAGAAAAGAGAUUGAGGGAAUUAAAACAUCCAGGGAAGUUUACACCAAGUUUGAAUAAAAAGAAAUGAGGAAAAAAUGAAGAUACAGCUUAUUCCAACAAGAUUCAAAGUUUUAUACCCACAAUUGUAAGAUAUGAUCUUGAGCACAGGUGAUCAUUUCCAUGCUAAAGAUGAUAACUAAGAACUUGUGUGCACAAUAAAAAGUGAUCACCCUGCUGAUAUAUUGUGAGCACACCAAAGUUACUUGUUCCAACUUUUACAGUUAUCUGUUGCAAACACACACACACACACACAAAAUAAAAAAUAAAAAAACGAUCCAGUUUGAGCACACAAAUAAUUAUUCUGUGCCUAGAAGAUCAUCAUUUAGAUGACUCUUGGAGGUUUUGGAUUGCUUUUUGUUGUGAAUUUAAGUCAAGGUGAGCAUGUCUGCUUUGUGAUUAAAAAAAAAAGUCUGGUGGUUUUCUAAAAAGUUUGAGUCAAAGUUUUUCAGUACCAGAAGUGAUCAGAGUUGUUGGAGAUGAAGUACUUCAGUCAAUGUUUGGAGUCUGUUGUCGUCUUUUUUUCACGUUAACCCCGUUAUUCAUCGCCCUGACGUCCUGUAAAUGUCCUGAUGUGAACCCUCUCCCCCCCUACAGCAUGUGAAAGACCAGAGCACACUCGACAGUCUGAUGGAGAGCCUCGACUCGGACGGUGACGCCGAGUGUGACUUCCAGGAGUUCAUGACAUUCAUCUCCGUGGUUACUGUCUGUUGCCACGAGUUCUUCGAGCACGAGGACGAGUAAAGAGGAGGCGGAGGGGGAGCUACGGUAAAUUAAGGAGGAGAAGAAGAAGCAGAGGAAGCCUAGCAACGCACAAACUGACGGUGCCUUCAGAGCAGUGGAGCAGGGUGGGAAAAUACAACACCGGCCAGCAGCCAAAAUGUUAGAGAUGGCUGAAAACAGCUCAGUCUAGUGGUAACUUUAGCUCAAAAGCAAACUCCUUUAAGACUCCUGCUAUUGUCAACUGAGUUUUAAAGAAAUAGAUAGUUUGAAAAAGAGUUUGGUGAAAGAGCAGCGUCAUUUACAGACUUCAGAGUUAAAAAAAAAAAAAUCUGCUUAGAGGCAUAGAGGCACCUGUGUUCGAUAAAGCGACCUUAACCAUCAGAUAUUUAGAGUUAAACUAUAACUUUAAGUUCAUCUACUCUACAUUAAAUAAUCUUUUAAAGCUUAGUUUUCAACUUUAAUUCACUUCUCAACAUUUAGGUUUAGCUAUGAAGAAGUACGAGCAUUUUAGAUUAGGAGUCAAGGAGCAACUCAGAGGCCCCUUAUUACCUGUUUGUAAAAAUUAAAAAGAGUUUAAAAAGAGCUGAAUUUAAAUCAAUCUGUAAAUGAUGUAAAAAAUGAUGCAAACAGAUAAUCAAUCAGCGGUCAUAGCUCUUCAGUUCACAGUAAACUAAGUCACAUAAAUGACAUUUAAAUUUUCCUCACUGAUGUAUAAAAUUACGGGGAGUUUUUUUUCUUCUUUAUCAUAAGGAGGGUUUACAGCUCGAUUUCAGGUGACUGGGGUGUCCCAACUGAGACAGCUGGGACAGUGGGUGGCCAGAGCUUCAUACCAACAGAAUCGAAUAACAUUUACCGGCAUCCAUCUCCUCCAUCGACACAGACAACAACUGUUCAUGUGUAAUACAGCUCUUCCUGCAGUUUUAACUCUCUCAAAAGAAACUAAUUAAGUUUUGCGGGGGACACCCCCUUUGGGCGUGUCCACAGAGACACCUCUUGCCGUCUCUUUGGACACGCCCCGGCUUCAUGAUACAGCUCACAAAACUUAAUUUCGCUCUUUAAAAACCUCAGUUUAGCUACUGUCCGAAGCCCCGCCCUCUUUAGCUCUCCUGAAGCCUCCUCCACUGUUGGCAUGUAACAGUCAUCCUCAAUGAGCUGAAGUGUGUUUCUAGGUUGUUUUGUUUUUGCCAAUCAAUCUGGUUUCUGUCACUAUUUUCAAAUGAAAUUUAGAUUGUAUGUUUUGAAACAGUCAGAUAAUCACUGUAGACUUUGUAGACUUAUGGUCGACUUCAGAGCCCAUUUUGAUAGAAAACCAACACCUCAAAGGCGUCUUGUGAAGAGUUUUGUUGACGAUCAAAUAUUAGGUGUGAUUUUAAAUUGGUUCUGAUUUUUAAAAAAAAAUUAAAUCAUUGGAUUGGCUAAAAAAGUCUCUUUAGUUUUCCUUUUCCUUUAGCUGCUAGUUCUGCAGAAAAACAAUCUCAGACUGGAGUAAUGAUGUCAAAUUAAAGUCUGGCUGUUGGAUUUUCGUCAUGUUUGUUUGUUUGUCUUCCAUGUGUUACUUUGAUUUUAACGUUUAGAUUAAAUGUCAGACAAGUUCUUUAUUUUUAGCUUGUUUUCUCUUUUAAAUACUUAAUUUCCUCCAUAUUCAGACUAAAUGUUAUCAACAGUUCUUCAAGUCCUGAUAUAUUUCAAACAUGUAGCUCGGUGCUGAAAUAAUCAUUAAGCUUUAGGACUGAGCAGUUAUCUUUGUUAGAGUUUAGCAAUAUAAUCCAGUCUGUUAGAGUACGAGAAGAAAAUCAAAAUUUAAAGUCAGUCACUUUUUUCUUCAUGCAAAUAAAAUUUAAGAAAUGUGUAAAAAUGUUCCUCACAGCGCUCAGUAAAGAGGAGUUUGUUUAAUUCUGUGUACUUUGAAAUGCCAGUGACGAGAUUUUGGAUGUUGGUGAUGUGAAAUUCAAUAAAAUGUUAAUGUGGGAACCUGAGUUUGUUUUGAAAAGGACAAGCAAAUGCAUGAAAAAAGAUCUUCUACCUUUACUUUAGUAUCCUCUGCAAGCUUCAAACUUGAACUUCCUGAGGAUUCCUGAGAGUUUAUAAAUCCAACUUAUAAAAGCCAAUAAUUAAGAUAAGAUGUUCCUUUAAUAGUCUCACAGGGGGAAAUUCCAAAUCAUCAAAAGACUUUAUCAGAAAUGCUUCUCGAUUCUAAAGCAUUCUGGGAAACGUAGGAAACCACGUGCAGAAGUCCAAACUCUUGCAAAAUACUGAACUUGACCUACAUUAGCUAAGAGGCUGAGAGAUUAUUCAGCACAGUAAGUGUACACACACAUACACACACACGAUCAUCGUGUGUGUGUGUGUGUGUGUGUGUGAUUGUGUGUGUUAACAGAUGAUGUAAGAGGCGUUGUCAGCUGCACAGUUUCGGACAUCUGCAGACUGUUUAACAUCAGAGAGGCGGAGCCUGCGUCUUGAUUGGCCAGAUAGGGAACAGAUCCCGACCCAGGGGACUGACACCACACCCAUCUGAGUAUGUGUGUUUGUGUGCAUGUGUGUGUGUGUGUAUUGUGGGUGUGUGAGAGUUGUUCAGCAUAUGCUCUGUUGUGUUUCUUCUUCUUCUUGAAAGUGAAUGAAGAGCAGCUUGCACAAACGUAGAAGUGGUGAGUUUUUGGGGUUGUUUCUUUCCCGAUGAUCAUCGGCAUUCGAGUCUUGUUUUGUUGAAUUUUUGAAUAUUUCCAUUGAUUAUUUAUGAGCGACAGCUUUUGCAGUUUGUGUUCACUUUGUCACAUGAAGUAAUCCCUCAGAAAUCUGCAGGUGAAGUCAUGCAUCCUGCUGGAUACUCUGUAUGUUCUUUGUUUUAUCUGCUCUUUCAUGUUGUAUGUGUUUAAAUAACUUCUGCAGCGUUAACUUCCUCAGACCAGGGAGAGAAUUUCAGUUAAGAGUAAAAAACAGUAUCAUUUUCAGGACUGUUUGGUGAGAACAGAAGAAAAAAAAAGCUUUAAAAUAUAUUAAUGAUCUUCAGUCUAAAGAAAGUUGCUCCUAAGUGUCUGAGAUGAACUCUGACUCUUCAAAUCGUGUUUUUGGAGUCUGGUCUUUACGCAUAAUCUUUGAAAAACAACCAAAAAAGGAGAUGCAAUAUUCCUAAAUUGUUUAGCAAAUAACAAACUUAACUUCAAUACACAAAACUUGAGAGCAUGAAAACAUGUUCAGGUACAUUUGGCUCCAUUUAGCGCCUAAAUCCUGUGGAACUGCAUCACUUUGGGUUUAAAGUUUAAAGGUGCAAUGCGCGGUAUUUAGGGUAAUUUUCAGAACAGACUUGUUAGAAGUGGAAUAUUUAAAAGUCUGUUUAAGUUAUUGUACUACCCUCUAAAUAGAUUUAAAAAAUGUUGUUUUUAUUUAUAACAAGAUUUUUAUAUCUACAAAGGACCGGGUCCCCUUCCAUUUUGCAUGUUUCUGGACAAACUAGCAACAAACACUUUUUGUUAUUUACUGAGCAGCUGCAUGAAAUGCAUGGGUUGGAAGAAGAAGAGAGGGUUGUUCCUCUAGUCUAGUCCUUUUAGAUAUCACUUAAUAUUCCCAUUUCUACACACUGUACCUUUAAGCCAUCACCCUCAUUUUCUGCAGCAAAUUUAUCAAAGUCUGCAGACAACGCUGCAAAAAAUCUGCAGUUUUAAAAAGGAAAGUCAAAAUAACGUUUUUAAAAACAAACGCGUUUUAAAUCUUUCCAUGCUCUGCCAUAAUUUGUUCAAUUUCUUCACAGUUUUCAGCACAGCCGGACGCCAUCAUGGAUGUUUUUGUGACCAGUGUCCCUCCAGGGACUGCAGCUCCAGCUCCUCCGCCCGGGGACAUCGUGACGAAGGGUGGGAAAAGAUAAAACUCAAGUCUGCAAACUCUUAAGUGUGAAUUAAGGGGUUAAACACUAACAGAGGGAGCUUAACUAAAGUUGGACUCAUCAUUACAAACUCAGAUGCUGACUUGAACUUAAAGUAGCUUAAACUAAAUCUUUAGUAUGCUACAAGCUGACACAGUUAUAAUCUUAUUUCUACAAUAUUUCCAAAUGGAUAUUGUGCUUUAAACUGCCUGUGUAUAUAUUUUACAGGAUUAGAUACGCACAGUUUUAUACUGUGCUUUUUAGAGGGUUGUUUUGUCUUUACACAGUCAGCUAAAACUUUUGGUUUCAUCUUUUGCUUUUCACUAAAACAAAGACAAAGUUUUGAUUAAAUUCUAAAGUUUCAGAAAAAACAAACAAACAAAAAAAAAACCUGAAGAUCAGACUCAAAAAAAAAAAAAACUAAAAAAGGUCAAAAUCCCUCCAUUAACCUUCCAAAGACCACUUUGGUUGUCCUGGUGAGCCUUUGGAGGGGCCCCAGCCUCAUGUUGGGAACCUUUAGAGGAGGAAGAAUCCAGAUCGGCCCUUAAAAACGUCUGACAGCUUUUUAUACAAACAGAUCAGAGUCGGCUGUUGUCUUUGGCCUCGCCGUGGAAACGAGGUCCAGCCGGUAUCAGUGUGUCAGCUCUUAUCUCCACGGUGACAGACCCUGGAGGCGUCACACUCACAUACUCCUACCCAUGAUCCUCCCCUGAGUUGGGCUGAUAAGACACUCCCUGAACACAGUGAAAGUACUAAAAAUAAAGGGUGAAAACAUUUCUUUGAGCGCAGAAAAACUUGACUUUAGUGGGACAAAGUUUUAUUGGAGACAUUUACUCCAAAUUACACUUCAAGUUGACUUUGUCCCCAAGGUUUAAGCCCCGCCCCUCUGUGUCUGUCACCUCGUCUUUAAAAUAGAUCGAGGGUGUUUGAAUACUUCACAUGUUUGGAUUCAGCUGCUGUGUGUACUCUGUCUCACUUCAUGAUGAGAAGUGAACACACGGGCGUGUCGGCUGCAGACUGAAAAUGUCUGCAGCCUCACACAAUGAAAUUCAGUUUAAAUCCAUCAUUUUUUGACACUUUCCAACAUCUAAAUACAGAAUUUAGUCACAAAAAGAUCCUAAGAGUAUUAUUUACAUGAGUGACAUGUUUUCAAUGUUUACUUUACAGGUCCCAGCCCUGAUAACUCAGAUUUUGCAGCUGUAAUCGGAGGUGAGAAAUUAGAUUUCUUUCUUUAUUACAUUUAGUGAUGCAGCAUGUAAGUGUCAUGGUGUAUUCAGCUACGCAGACAUCUAGUUUUGCAACAUAAAUAUCCUAAUAUUAUACUGGUGUAACAGACAAAAUAAAAACUGGUUCGUUUUUGGUAUUUACAUUGACCCUGAGGGAUCAGCAGACCUCUAAAAUUCAGUGAGUGCAUACAGAAUAAAAAAUGAGACAGAACUCAGCUGUGCUGGUGUUUCUCCUCAGGUGUGGUCUCUGUGGUGGUGCUGCUCCUCAUCCUCACCAUCGCCCUGCUGCUGUGGUGUCUGUCUAGACAUAAAGGCUCAUACGUCACCAAUGAGAUGGAUGAAGAAGAUGAUGUGGAUGUGGAUGAAGAUGAGGAUGAGUCUGUGGGCUCUGACACUGCGCUCCAAAGUAAGGAACCUCUGAAGACCAAAGAAGAAGAAUAA